This is a messenger RNA of Rodentolepis nana, 189 nucleotides long. The record is from the annotation of a GenBank genome assembly. NCBI's taxonomy places the organism in Eukaryota, Metazoa, Platyhelminthes, Cestoda, Cyclophyllidea, Hymenolepididae.
GCAGACAUUGACCAAUUCUUCCAUUCCGGAAGGAGUUUCAUUAUCGGCUGCAAGAAACCCGUACACGCAGGAGAACGGAAAAAGUCAAAGCAAUCGGGCGUAGAAAUGGUGGAAUAUAGAUGUGAAUCGCGUGCAAUCGCUUCGGAAUUAUGGAGUUGGGCAUUGGAGCGAAAGCUUUUCUUUACGUAA